UUCAGAACACAUCUGAAUUCCUUCUCUGUGGUAUAGGCUUGAGUAGAGGAACAGACAGCUCCUGGUCAGGGUCAGAUUUCAAAUUUUUAUUUGUUGGUACCAAUACCAUUACUAGGUUCUUCUCUGUAGUCAACUAUUGAGAUCUUCUCUGAAUACAACUUGGUGUCUGAAGAUCCACAGAGGAGCCUCUGGUCAUCAUUCUCUUCACAGAAUCACAGUCUUCUCUCUCAGCAAAGCAUCUGCUGUACUCAGCUUUGCCUUGAGAAACAACACUUUCCCUGAGACCUGGUUGAGAGCAGUUCUCUGGUGCCAUACUUCCCAGCAUGGAGGUGAAGAACUUUGUAGUUUGGGAUUAUCUCAUCUUUGCAGCCCUCUUUAUCAUUUCCUCUGGAAUAGGGGUGUUCUUUGCUAUUAAAGAGAGAAAAAAGAUGACUUCCACGGAGUUCCUGGUUGGAGGAAGGCAAAUGAGCUUUGGCCCUGUGGCGUUGUCCCUGUCAGCCAGCUUUAUGUCAGCUGUCACUGUCCUGGGAGUCCCUUCCGAGGUCUAUCUCUUUGGAGCCUCCUUCCUGAUCUUCAUGAUUUCGUAUGCUUGUGUCAUCAUCCUCACAUCAGAGCUCUUUCUGCCUGUGUUCUACAGAUCUGGCAUCACCAGCACUUAUGAGUACUUGCAACUACGAUUCAACAAACCAGUUCGCUAUGCAGCAACAGUUAUCUACAUUGUGCAGACGAUUCUCUACACAGGAGUGGUGGUGUAUACUCCUGCUCUGGCACUCAAUCUAGUGACUGGGUUUGAUCUUUGGGGCUCUGUGUUUGCAACAGGAAUCAUUUGCACAUUCUACUGUACUCUGGGAGGAUUAAAAGCAGUGGUGUGGACAGAUGCAUUUCAGAUGGCUGUCAUGAUUGUGGGCUUCUUAACGGUUCUCAUUCGAGGAUCAGCUCAAACUGGUGGAUUUCACAAUGUGUUGGAGCAUUCAUUAAAUGGAUCUCGACUCGAUAUGUUUGACUUUGAUGUAGAUCCCCUCAGGCGGCACACUAUUUGGACAAUUGUGAUUGGAGGAACUUUUACGUGGCUUGGGAUCUAUGGAGUUAAUCAGUCAACCAUCCAGCGAUGUAUUUCUUGCAAAACAGAAAAACAUGCCAAACUAGCCUUAUACUUUAACUUGUUGGGUCUCUGGAUUAUUUUGGGGUGUGCUAUCUUCUCUGGCUUAAUCAUGUACACCUACUUCAAAGACUGUGACCCUUGGACUUCUGGCAUUAUCUCAGCACCAGACCAGUUGAUGCCAUACUUUGUCAUGGAGAUAUUUGCCACAAUGCCCGGAUUGCCAGGACUCUUUGUGGCUUGUGCCUUCAGUGGAACUCUGAGCACCGUGGCUGCCAGCAUUAAUGCCUUAGCGACAGUGACCUUUGAGGAUUUCAUCAAGAGCUUUUUUCCCCAUCUCUCCGGCAAGCUGAGCACCUGGAUCAGUAAAGGCUUAUGUAUCUUAUUUGGUGUGAUGUGUACUUCCAUGGCUGUGGCUGCAUCCCUCAUGGGGAACGUUACACAGUCUGCCCUCAGCAUCCACGGCAUGUGUGGGGGACCGAUGCUAGGUUUGUUCGUUUUGGGAAUUGUGUUUCCUUUUGUGAACUGGCAGGGAGCACUAGGGGGCCUUCUGACUGGAAUCACUUUGUCAUUUUGGGUGGCCAUUGGGGCCUUCAUUUACCCUGCACCAAAUUCCAAGACAUGGCCCCUGCCUUUAUCGACAGAACAGUGUAUCCCAUCAAAUGUGACGAAGUCAGUGCCUCCAGUGCUAUCUAGCAGGCCCGCACUCGCUGAUAUCUGGUAUUCACUCUCCUACCUUUACUACAGUGCAGUGGGCUGCCUAGGAUGCAUUGCUGCAGGAGUAAUCAUCAGCUUCAUAACAGGUCACCAAAAGGGCAAGGAUAUUCAACCAUUGCUAAUUAGACCAGUCUGCAAUUUAUUUUGCUUUUGGUCUAAGAAAUACAAAACACUGUGCUGGUGUGGAGUUCAACAUGACAAUGAGACAGAGCAGGAAAACCUUGAGGAUGGCAAUACCUGGAAACAAGGGGCUGAAUCUGUCUCACAGAAUGGUCUCAGGCAAGAAAGCCUGGUCCAUAUUCCAGGCUAUGAUCCCAAAGACAAAAGCUACAACAACCCGGCGUUCGAGAAUGUUACACAUUUCUAAGGCAAUACGGGCAUAUACACACACGCGCACACACAUGCACACACAUAUAUAUGUAGUCCACAUACUUCUUGCCUCUUGGUUAGUAAACUUGUGUAGUUGCCACUGCUAGAAGACAGGGAUAUCUAAUGUCUAUUUAUACUUAUUUAUAACUACAAAUAAAAUUACUGUUCCUCAGGAUAUUCUUUGGAAGACCCAUUCAGGUGAGAAAAACAGCCUAGCCUUAAGUGCCUUGGUGACUUCCUUCAUGAAUAAAAUAGGACUGUAUUU
This is a messenger RNA of Pteropus alecto (black flying fox), 2450 nucleotides long. It is a transcript of the gene SLC5A12, whose product is annotated as solute carrier family 5 member 12. Bases 324 to 2183 code for a protein of 619 amino acids. NCBI's taxonomy places the organism in Eukaryota, Metazoa, Chordata, Mammalia, Chiroptera, Pteropodidae. Gene Ontology annotation, biological process: transmembrane transport; sodium ion transport. The record is from RefSeq and is a predicted model, not a curated record. The transcript is spliced from 15 exons. Gene Ontology annotation, molecular function: lactate transmembrane transporter activity; symporter activity. Gene Ontology annotation, cellular component: membrane.